Molecule: messenger RNA, 1116 nt
Organism: Erythranthe guttata (spotted monkey flower)
Lineage: Eukaryota; Viridiplantae; Streptophyta; Magnoliopsida; Lamiales; Phrymaceae
Gene: MSRA5
Product: Peptide methionine sulfoxide reductase family protein
Biological process (GO): cellular response to oxidative stress
Cellular component (GO): cytoplasm
Molecular function (GO): peptide-methionine (S)-S-oxide reductase activity
Source: RefSeq, a predicted model, not a curated record
UUAUGUAAUUUUCUAGAAUUGGGGCAUUUCCCUGUUUGAAAGAAUGAAUCUGAGUGCAGCAGUUUUCAUCGUGACAAUAAUUUUGUGUGCGGCAAACUCAGCUCUUAGCAUCAGAUUUCCGGAUCGGAUCCCGGAUUCCGUGGAUGGGGGUUCCGAUCAGCCCCUCAAAACAGCUGUCUUCGCCCUCGGCAGCUUUUGGUGGUCUGAGGCCGCUUUUGGAUGCUUGGACGGCGUCGUACGCACCGCCGCCGUUUAUGCCGGCGGAUCCAAACCUAACCCCGAAUACCGUAGUUUAGGUGAUCACGCCGAGUCUGUGCAGAUAGAAUAUGAUCCCAGGAUUAUUAGUUUCAGACAACUACUUGAUAUCUUUUGGACUAGUCAUGAUUCUAGGCAAGUAUUUGGGCAGGGUCCUGAUGUUGGAAAUCAAUACCGGUCUAUAAUAUUUACGAAUGGAACUGAAGAAUCCAGAUAUGCUGCUCUCAGCAAAGAAAAAGAACAAACAAGGUCAAAGAAUAGUGUUGUUGCCACUCAAAUCCAACAGCUAGGACUAUUUUAUCCAGCAGAGCCUGAACAUCAGAAAUUUGAGCUUAAACGAAACCCGUUUCUUCUUCAAUUAAUUGGCAACUUGGCAGAAGAAGAGCUUGAGAGGUCUAGCCUUGCAACAAAGCUUAAUGGAUAUGCAGCAGAGCUUUGUCCAACUAGGAUGCAAAAGCAGAUUGAUGCCAAGAUCAACGAUAUUGUAAGAAAAGGUUGGCCCAUCUUAAGGGAGAUCUAAUUCGACUUUUGAGUUGAUGCAAAAUCCUACAGGUAAUUUUGUCACUAAUUUAGGCAAAUAUCGACCAGCUUCAGAAUCCUCUUUGUUCAUUAGACCGUUGAUCCAUUUGUUCAAAGCUGAAAAAUAGUCUUCAGCACUGUGAAUAGCAUCAUUUAUCUGCAGCUAAUUCUGGCAUAGUUCCUUUGAUGCUUAAUUUGAGAUUGUUACACCGAUAGUUGCGUUUCUGUUUUUCGCAAGGCUAAUGUAUCACUUGGUAGACUGCUGAUUAAUGAGUAUAUAAUAGCAAGACGCCUUUUCUACUUCAGAUUUUCAUAUUAUGAGUUGUAAUAGUCGUGAAAUUA